AGUGCGUGUGUUUCCUCCCGUUCUUUAUCGAGUCCCCAAAAUAAGUAGGGGCGGACAGGGCCUGCUGGGGUUCCGCAGGCCUUCUCUCCACUUGCUGCAGGCCCCGGGCAGGAGGGAGCCUUCCCUGCCUCGUCGAUAGAGGAGCCCUGAGACCCUAGCACCAUGACACAGCUGCCGGCGGUGACCGCUCUCCUGCUCCUGCUCCCCACCCUCUGCCGUGAGUGUGACUGUGCCACAGAUGCUAAAAAUAUUACUGCUUCACCAAUACCAGCAACAGUUUCCACAACAAACACAUUUGUAUCAACUCCAAACGUAAACAACAGCGUUGCUGAACCCACAACUGGAACAUCUUCUCAUGGAGCGGCCAGUACCAGCUCAGCGGGGCUGCUGCCGGUGACCCCAUCUACAGCAGGCGGAGGUGCAGAAAGCACAACUGGUGGUCGUCCUUCACAGAAUGAAUCUGUCACCCCUGAAGAGACCAUGACAAGUUCCUCACUUUCAAGUGUUCCUCCGACUUUACAGAGCUCCCAGAACAUGACUGUGAAUCAGAGUUCAACGGAAACAACAAAAAUACCAGUUAGCACCCAACAACAAGAUCCAGCCCCUUCUGAAGCCACUGUGGUACCCUCCACACAAACAACUUCAGAGAACGUCUCACAUUCCCAAGAUAUCGAAGAUGCAAAAAAUACAAGUUCUUUUUCAACCAGUCCCUCCUAUUCCAGUAUCAUUUUGCCGGUAGUCAUAGUUCUGAUCGUUAUAACACUCUCAGUAUUUGUUCUGGUGGGUUUGUAUCAAAUGUGCUGGAAGAAAGAGCCAGGUACACCCGAAGAUGGCAGUGACCAACCACAGUCCAACAAAGAGAGUGUGAAGCUGCUCACUGUCAAGACAAUUUCUCACGAGCCUGGCGAGCACCGUGUGGCAGAGAAGAGCAAGAACUGAGCGUGUGGAGAGUCCGCCUGCCCUGGGCAAUAAAUACGCUUAAUCUUCAGCUUCUCUGCUGCAGCAGUGGGAGGAGUCUCGCAGAAUCAGCCCUGACUUCGCAGUCUGUAAAGUGACUUCAAGAUGACAUGCACUGACAGAAUCAGAAAGAACAGCAGGCUUCUCCUGUCCGCAUGAUGUCACAAAGUAUAUUACUCCACCAUGAGAGACUUUCCGGUAGAGACUUCUGGGGAUUGGGCAGCUUUGUGGACACUGAACCCCAACUGAGCUCAUGUUUGAGGUUUCCAGGACUGAGGGCUUUCUCUAUGGAAAUGAUCCCCACUUUCUUGGUGUUCAUAUAUUACCCAGUGUUUGUAUUUAUUGGCCUACACUAUGUUACAGCAGGGAAACUUCGCAAGUGCAUUAUUAAGAAUUAGGUAAAAUCAUACUGUGCCACUUUGUAUAUAUAGGUAUUUUAUUCGUGUUUUCAUGAGUUACUUCAAUAAAUAAUUGCUGAACUUACACUAAAACCAUCCUAACAUAACAGAAAUGACAGUGGUAUUAUCUUUUCUUGAUCUCAAGUACUUUUGGAUUGUUUUUUAGAACAAGAGAACACAUCAGGCUCAGAGAAGCUUGAGUCUGUGCUUCAGAUGCUAUUACGGGACAGAGAUUUGUUUUUGUUUGCUUCCAUAUUUGUAAUCACUCUGUAUGACAAAGAUAUAAGGACAUUUAAAGCUCUGGACUGCAUUCAUGGAAAAGGGGAUGGGAUGGCAGCCCCUCAUUAAUCUAUUUUGUUGAUACCAACUCUGUAGAGGUUUCAUUUCUUUUGGAAAUGUAAUGACUUCUUUCAGCAAUCACUGCUAAAACUCUGGUUUAUAUAAAACCAACAUUUCCUAAAUACAUAAUUGGGACAUUAA
Molecule: messenger RNA, 1835 nt
Organism: Cavia porcellus (domestic guinea pig)
Lineage: Eukaryota; Metazoa; Chordata; Mammalia; Rodentia; Caviidae
Gene: Emcn
Product: endomucin
Exons: 12
Coding region: 163-939 (258 amino acids)
Source: RefSeq, a predicted model, not a curated record